Messenger RNA from Lachancea dasiensis, 345 nucleotides. Lineage: Eukaryota; Fungi; Ascomycota; Saccharomycetes; Saccharomycetales; Saccharomycetaceae. The record is from the annotation of a GenBank genome assembly.
AUGGCCGGUUUGAAAGACGUUGUUACUCGUGAAUACACCAUCAACAUGCACAAGAGGUUGCAUGGUGUUUCCUUCAAGAAGAGAGCUCCAAGAGCCGUGAAGGAAAUCAAGAAGUUCGCCAAGUUGCACAUGGGUACCGAGGAGGUUCGUUUGGACCCAAGAUUGAACCAAGAGAUCUGGAAGAGAGGUGUCCAAGGUGUCCAAUACAGACUAAGAUUGAGAAUCUCCAGAAAGAGAAACGAAGAGGAAAACGCCAAGUUCCCAUUGUUCUCUUACGUCGAGCCAGUUGCCGUCGCCUCCGCCAAGGGUUUGCACACCGUUGUUGUUGAAGAAGAUGAAGCUUAA